Messenger RNA from Linum trigynum, 3964 nucleotides. Lineage: Eukaryota; Viridiplantae; Streptophyta; Magnoliopsida; Malpighiales; Linaceae. The record is from the annotation of a GenBank genome assembly.
AUCUAAUUAGCACUGGCUCAAAAGUUGAAGGACCAUAGUAGUAAAAGAACACUAGAGAGAAGCUUUCUAUAUUCACGGGGUUUAGUUUUAAUCUCAGGCGGGCGGUUAUCGAAGAACGUGGCGAGCAUGUAGGGGAACGAAGAAGGAAGGAUUUCCAUCCAAGCGUCCAAAUUCAAUCCCGGUAAUUGCGGCUCAGCGAUUGAAGAGGAGGAAAAAGGGCAAACUGGAUAUUUCAACAUUCAAAAAUAGGUUUACGGUUUCCCGAAACUCCAGACUCUAAAGCAAAAAUCUCGCGCAAUUUUCUCUAACAAAAUAUUUUCUCCCUUUUUAAAUUUCGUUUCUUUUUUCCUUUGAGAUUUAGUUAGACUGAGAAGGAGGGGGAGGAAGGGUAGAGACGAACAGCAGUUGCUUGCUAAACCCUCUAUAGCAAAAGGGGAAGAGAGUUUAAAAAAAAAAAAAAACUCGCGAGAUUGAGUACAAUUCAUAGGUAGUAGUAGCAGCAGAAGAAAUAGCUUCCAGGGUUUGGUUUUGAAAAUUUUUUUUUUUUUGCUGACUUUGGAAGGGAGUUUGGGCAAGUGGGCUUUGUUUUUUUUUAGAGAGAGAAAAGAGAAAGGUAGAGGACGAAGGAUGCUAGUAAAGACAAGGAGAUGCUGGUUACUAUCAAUUUUUGGCGUAUAAUAGGAGGGGAGUCGCUGUCUUUCUUUCGGUGAUGAAUGGAGAGCUUUGAGAGAAUAGAAGCGGCAGCGGCAGCAGCAGCAGCAGCGGAAGGAGAAGAAACAGAGUCCUGACAGGAGAGCAGAGUGUGUUGGGAAUCAUCAAUUUCAGGAGAAAAGAAGGACCCAUGCUUUUCAAUUGAGAAGAAGAAGAAGCCAGGUGAUUUCAAGCUCUGGUGGGUAAAGCUUGUUUUUGUUUUUCAAUGGCGAAUUCUAUUUAUUUUUUUCUUUCUUCUUCUUCAAGUUGGUUUUUCAAUGCCCUGUUUUGGCUUUCUUCUUUGUAGAGCUGUCAUGGAACAGUUGAGACUCCGAGGAAAACCAAAAUUCUGAAGUUCUCUGUGUCUAUGUUUUCUUUCUCUGUUGGUUCAUUUGGUUUUCCCCUUGCAGAAACCUCGACUUUAAUUCCCACAAUCAAAGUUUUCCCAUUGUGUGGACAGAAAAAGGGUUCGCUCCUCUUCUUUACUUGCUUCCAUGUGACUGCUUCCAGUUUCAAAUGAAACCCAUGAGUUUAUGCCCUGGAAAGAAAGAUGGCAUAUCCAUUUGGUUCUUCUCUACUGGUUUCCACUUCAUUCUUACCUUGAAGGAGAAUUUUGUUUCAUCUUAAUAAUUAUAUUUAACACAUGCACAUUCAUUUUCUAGGCUAGAUUGCUAGUCAGGAGCAAUAGUUUUUAUUUGGGGUUUCAAGUCAAAACCAAAAAGGAAGAUCCUUUAUUUUUAUCUUUUCUUUUUCUUUUGGCCAAGUUUCUUGGUAGCUUGCUGUCAAAUUUCAACUUCUCUCCAUUUCCUCUCACUAAUAUUGGUAUGCUUUGUUUCUUAUAGUAACUCUCAUCAAUUCCAAAUUGUUCAUAAAUAGCAACCUAUGUUUCAGUUUGGCGGGAAUGCUAAAUUCGCUAUGUCACAAGUUUGCCUUCUGAUCUAGCCAUUCUUGGCCAGAAUUUUGCUUAGCUCUUCUCACUUCCAUUUCAGCUCAAGAGUUGGGUGGGACACAUCCCCAUAUUUUAGUUGAAACAUGGUUUAAAUUUCCUUUUCAUUCCCAUUGCAAGGAUUUUGCAGGAAAAAAAAAAUGGAUUUCACAGAGUCCACAAAGGCUGUGUACAGCAGGAUACAACAAAUAGACCCAGAAAACGUCUCCAAGAUCAUAGGCUACCUCCUCUUACAAGACCAGGGGGAGCGAGAGAUGGUUCGGUUAGCCUUUGGACCGGAUAAUUCGAUCUACUCAUUGGUUCACAGGGCCAAAUCAGACCUCGGCUUGAUGAUGAACAACAACAAGCAGCAGCAGCAGCAGCAGCCUGCAGAAGUAGCAGUAGUCCCUCUUCAUCAUCACUAUGCUCCUAAUUACUCGGAAUUCGUCCCUAACUACUCCGAUCAAAUGCAACAGUUUUUUACCAUGGAUGACCCUAAUCCGGUCAAUUUCUUCUACCCCGAGUCGGGUAGAAGAACGAGCAGAAGGUCGCCCAGCCUGCCUGAGUUUCCGGUCAAGAUGUGUCAUUACUACAGCAAAGGGUUCUGCAAGCACGGCAGCAGCUGUAGGUACUUCCAUAACGGAGUUUCCACGUCGGACAUUUUCAAACAGUCGUCCUCUGCUGACAUCAUGGAGGAGCAUAGCAAUCAUGUGGUCUCCCCUGGUUCGCUGGAGAGGCUGGAAUUGGAGCUGACCGAGCUGCUGAAAUCAAGAAGAGGGGUGCCGGUUUCCAUAGCCUCGCUACCCAUGAUGUACUAUGAUAAGUACGGUAGGACCCUUCAGGCCGAAGGGUAUCUCACCGAGAGCCAAAGGCAUGGAAAGGCUGGGUUUAGCUUGACGAAGCUCCUGGCUCGGCUGAGGCACAGUAUUCGCCUCAUCGACAGGCCUCACGGGCAGCACUCAGUGAUGCUCGCAGAAGAUGUGCCGAAAUACUUGGAAUGCGCGGCGGGCGAAAGGAAUGAUCCUGGUGGGAUCGUGGCUGGUUCUAAGCAGAUAUAUCUCACAUUUCCUGCUGAGAGUACUUUCACUGAGCAUGAUGUUUCCAACUACUUCAGCAAAUUCGGCGCAGUUCAGGAUGUCAGGAUUCCAUCCCAGCAGAAGAGAAUGUUUGGAUUCGUUACUUUCGUAUUCGAGCAGACGGUGAAGCAGAUACUGGCCAAAGGGAACCCACAUUUUGUGUGUGGUGCUCGCGUGCUCGUCAAGCCUUACCGGGAGAAGUCGAGGCUGUUCGAUAGGAAGUACUACUCUGAGAAGAUGCAUCAGUCCAUGUGUUACCACAACUCGCACUAUAUCGAUGGAGAUUCUGAGCUUGGUUACCCAAGUUUUAGCUCGAGGCUAAUGAGGAGGCAACUCAUUGAGGAACAAGAGCAAGCUCUUGAGUUUGAGAGAAGGCGUUUAUCGGAGAUGCAAUUGACCAGCACGAAGACGGCUCUGAACCACCGCUCCUUCUUUGGAUACUCGAUGGUCGACGCGUUGAAGCUCCCAGAAGGCACUUCAGAAGCGGGUGAUUUCCCUUCUGCAGAGCGGCUGAACUACUUGCUAGAUGUCCUGAGCGAAGACAAGGUUAGGAAUGCUAGUGGGAAUUACCACGAACAAGAUAGCAACAAUGUCAAUGGUAAUGGUGGUGGGGGAGGCCAUGGACUUAAUCUGCCAGAGAGCCCCUUUGCAGCUCCAAUAGGGAGUGGGAUUUCCACAGUAAUGUAGAGAAAACAAGGUAAAAAGCUAGUGGCCUACCUACUUAUUAUAGAAGAUAGAAGAGGACUGAAGGUUGUCGGGACAAUAUUGAUACUACAACAGGACCAUUAAUAGCAAAUCCAUCCCCUUUUGAUUUUGUGUUCAUCUGAGAACAUUGCAUGAAGUUGAUUCUGGGAUGCCUGCGGAUUAGCUUGAUAGUCUACUCACUCAUAGCAACAGAAGAAGAAGAGGAAGAAGAAGAAGACAGUUAGAGGAUUUUGUUUACCUUUUUACCACCAUUUCUUGUGGUGGGGAAGGAGGAGAUUUGCAGAGGAGAGAGAUGCAUAAGAAGGCUAGAAAGCUAGCGAAUAUGAUUUUACUGGUUAAUUAUUAAUCCUUAAGGAAGCAAAACCUUUUUGUUUUCUCAUUAGUCAAUGUAAUCACAGGAAGAAGUGAAUUAAUUAGGGGGAAGAGCCUUAGGAGCUCUCUCUGUCUCUAGCACAAGGAUGUAAUUACUCCCUUUUUUUUUAGAAAAGGGAAAAAAGAUAAUGGUGUGAGGAACUCUUCAGAUGAAUGACCAAAAUGCUACUGAUAAUAAUAAUUAUACAGAAAAUAA